Molecule: messenger RNA, 1563 nt
Organism: Sporisorium graminicola
Lineage: Eukaryota; Fungi; Basidiomycota; Ustilaginomycetes; Ustilaginales; Ustilaginaceae
Exons: 1
Coding region: 1-1563 (520 amino acids)
Source: RefSeq, a predicted model, not a curated record
AUGGUAUCCCUGCCACGCUUCUUCCACACCAACAGGACCGACGACGACGCUUCCUCGCCGCCAAUAGAACUGUUAGCUUCUGCUACCGUUGCUAGCGAGAUGGCCCGCCCAAGCAGCAGCUCGCUGCCCGUGCUGGGCACGCCCGGCAGCCUAAAGACAGUCUUUGGCAGCUCGGAUACUCGAGACUCGAGUACGGCCGACGACUACAUCGACGAAAUUCUUCCGGAGUACCUACAGGGGUCCCUUUUGGCCUCAAACGCCACCGUCGGACGCCGCUCGCGCCUCGAUGAGUCGGCUGGUGAGGGCCUUCGCAGGAAUGUGCUUGUCCGCAACGCAAUGCUGUCCAGUCUGGAACGCGAGCGACGUCAACUCUCUGAAGACUUAUCGGCCCCUGCGCCAGAAGCUACGGUCCAUCAAAGCGAUAGGGUUCCCGGGUUUGAUGAAGAGGCUCAGUUCUUUGAAGACCUUCUCUCGGAACUAAGUGGUUCUGACUCCUUUGGAUCAGUCAGCACUGUGCUGGAGGCCUCGAUUCAAGAAAGCGGUGCGCACGCUCCGUUCUGGCCCCGUCCAGAAAGUGCUGAUGAAGAAGAGGACUUCGUCGAACUCGACUCGAGCCUUCCCUCUGAAGCCCUCCUCGCACAUCUGGUCUCGUCUCCUUACACAGAUACAAUCGAGUCAGCCACGGCUGUAGCCCCGAUGGAUCGAGACGAGGCCGUGCACAGCGUCGCACAAACUCUUGUCGGCUCCUGCUCCAGCGCUCUCUCCGCGCCACGCGAAUGCAUCGAUUCUGGGUUUGCGGAGGCAGUGUCUCGUCCAGCAUCUGUAGCCAGCUGCUGCAUCGGGUAUCCCAACGUGUGCCCGUAUCCUGCCACUCAUAGCUUUACCGGUUGCUCAUCGGAAGAGCUUCCAGCUUUGAUCGAUGACGACGACAGCGAUCUCGACGACGAUGAAGACGAAGUGGACGCUCAGUCCAAACCAGCAGCAGAGAUGGCACAGGCUAUGGAAGGCUCUCCCCAUGAAGUGUCACUCUUGCCGAGUCCAGAUGGCGAUGCAGCCCUCUCUCGACCUCUCUCGCCCGUCACGUCACCCAUCCCCUCGGUGUACCACGACUAUACCAGCUUCCGGGAUCCGCUUUCACCCGAGGCCUCCCGUCCAACGUCGCCGAUUUCCAGCGCCUCGUCGAAAGGUGACGGGGAUGGGCCCAGCCCUUUGCUUCUACCAUCAGACCUGGGGCCCUUGCCCUCUCUAGCUGAACUCUCCCUGCAGCUACCUGCGGUGUCUGGUACUAAUCCAUUGACCAGGCCGUCUUCGCGCGCUCUGGUGGGUCCGUGGUUUGAGCACAAGCAAGAUGUUUCAGGCUCGACGAAUGGCGAUACAGAUCGCAUGCACUGGACAAUCUCUUCCGCUCUGCAUUCACGACCAACACCCGUGGCUUCCUCAUCGACGACAAUCUCCGACCACAACCCUCAUAGACUUCUUUUCGAUUCACACCGCGGCGGCUACCCAUUCGCAGCGACAAAUGAUCCGAGCGACCAUUCGAUCGUUGUCCACUGGUCGCGUUGA